This is a messenger RNA of Suillus paluster, 970 nucleotides long. RefSeq lists its product as uncharacterized. Lineage: Eukaryota; Fungi; Basidiomycota; Agaricomycetes; Boletales; Suillaceae. The transcript is spliced from 4 exons. The coding region runs from base 131 to 910 and encodes 259 amino acids. The record is from RefSeq and is a predicted model, not a curated record.
UUUCCACAUUUCUGGUGAUCAAAUGCAGCUGAUUUCAACAGAAUCGAGCCUGUCGGAAAGCAGUCCUGACUUACUUAUAUAGAGCCACUACAGGGUCUAUGGUCACCCUUUGAAACUUUCACUAUUUUCGAUGAACACUUCCUACAUCAACAACACCUACUACAUCAAUGUUACUGGAGUGUCAGAAGAGACGCUCUUCCAAAUAUAUUGCCUGAAUCCGCCUUCGACUUCUUGCUAUGAGCCGUGCCCAAACCUCGAUGUCACCGGCAUAGGACAGCAAGUUGCACUUGGAGUUGCAGCAACUGUCUUCGUUAUUCACAACACCGGUGAAGUCCGACUCGCGUAUUACAGCUACCUUGCCAAUAUCUACUCCCUCCUCAUAUCUGCUGUCAUCUCGAUGUCCAACAUGCAGCUCACACGGAAUGACGCCGUCUUUGUUGUCGUGGCGAUCGCAAACCCUGGUACCCUCUAUCUUUGGGUCAUAGCAUUCAUGACCCUAGCAAAACACCCACCAAGGCGUAUCAAGGAUAAGAUCGCUCAUCAUUACGAGUGGAAAUUCUUCAUUUGCUUAUCCGUCGCCUCAUUCGUGAUCUGGAUCAUUAUGCUCGGGCUUCUUACUCACCCCCCCAACGGGGUCAGGUUCAGUCAGCAAGACUGUAGUCAUGAAUAUGGUCAGACUGAGAUCAUCAAUUUAAUCUGGUCUGGAAUUUUCUUUCUGAGGGCGGUGGUCGCAAUUUCUUUGCUUCUGGUGGUCCCAAGGGCAUGGGAGCAAAGGAAUCAGAGCUCCAACAAUUAUGAUUUGGAUGAUGGUCAGCGAACAGGCCGGUCUCAACCUAACAAUGUGGACCUCUCACUUCCUGAGGACGUCCAAGUGUGCACGAUACGCAGUCUCUCCCCAUUUUUUCGCUAGCGUCCUUUUGAUGAUGCAACUUUCAUACAUAACAUAUUUGCCGGUCCUGGAAAUCGCAGG